Messenger RNA from Malaclemys terrapin pileata, 5369 nucleotides. RefSeq names its product transducin-like enhancer protein 1. The record is from RefSeq and is a predicted model, not a curated record. Lineage: Eukaryota; Metazoa; Chordata; Testudines; Emydidae. The transcript is spliced from 15 exons. Gene Ontology annotation, cellular component: transcription regulator complex; nucleus. Gene Ontology annotation, biological process: negative regulation of canonical Wnt signaling pathway; regulation of DNA-templated transcription. Bases 3157 to 4977 code for a protein of 606 amino acids. Gene Ontology annotation, molecular function: transcription corepressor activity; protein binding.
GGACCGUCCCCCGCUGCUGGCCACAGUGUGUACCGCCCCUCCCGGGGUUUAACUCGGUCUCCUGCCCCCCCCAGGGCCGUGGGGAGGGGCUCUUGGCCGGUCCGAGGCGGGGUCCAUGUCCCCCAGUAGCAGGCUCUCUCGGCACCGGGGGGUGCCUCUCCCACAGCUCGGAGCAUCCGAGAGGGGAUUGUCCUACUUUAGCCGGAGCGGCUGCUGUCUGGGACCUCGGCUGAUGCCUGACUUCUAUCCCAUAAUGAGCUCAGUGGGAGGAUGGGGGAGGGGAGCACUCCACUAGCUCUGGCAUCUAACAGCAAGGUGGGAAGCCGCUUCCCUAACUUAGAAUCCUAAGAUGCUUUAUUGAGGUUCCUGGCCCUUUAAAAUUUGCCCUGCCCCCCUGGGGAGCGGAGUCUCCGAGUUCCAGGGAACCCUGGGCAGGGCGGGGGGGGCGGUUGUUUUUUAAAGGGCUGGUGCUGUAGGUACCCCAUAGGUCCUCCACACCUGUGUUCUGCCAGCGAGAUGCACCAUGCACGCAGGAUGGGGGUGGUCGGCACCAUUCACUGGAGGGCAGGGUCCUUUCUCUUCGUCUUCCUGAGAUGCCAGCGAAAUGCGUGCCUCCAAAGAUUCCCUGGAAAUGCCCUCUGAGCAUCAACCGCCCCCUCUCCAGUACGGACGGGCUAGUGCGUUAACCCAACCCCGUUCAGUCCCCACCGGGCGCAGACCCUAGAAUUGUCUUAAGGUUGGGCUGCCCCCUUCUUGGCCGUGGGGGAACCGUGUGAGGUGUCGAAGGCCGGAGAAGAGCUAUUGGUCAGUAGGGCCGACUCCAGGGUUUUUGCCGCCCCAAGCGGCGCGCAAAAAAAAAAAAAAAAAGCCGCAAUCGUGAUCUGCGGCGGCAACUCGGCGGGAGGUCCUUUGCUCUGAGCGGGAGUGAGGGACCGUCUGCCAAAUUGCCGCCGAAUAGCUGGACGUGCCGCCCCUCUCCGGAGUGGCCACCCCAAGCACCCGCUUGGCAAGCUGGUGGCUGGAGCCGGCCCUGUUGGUCAGGGACGUGGGGUGACGAGCGUGGAGACGAGCCCCCUUGAAAAUUGGCGAAUGUGUGUCCGGGGGAACUGGGAUGGCUGUGUCUGUGUCAGGCCAGUGUCAGCCAGGUGGAUGGAUGGGGACACGCAGCCAGCCCUCUCGGGGACUUUGGGGCGGAUUUUGUACUGAGUGGUGGGAGGAUAAGGGAAGCAUAAUCCCGCCCUCGGGCCGAGAGCGGAGGGGAAGCAUGUGAGACGCUGGCAGAAAUAAAACCGGAGGAAGGAAGCGGGGCCCAAUAAAGGAGCGGUGACAACUUGCUCCAUAGCCGUACUUAAUGAGCAGAUUAUGAGAGCCUUUAAACGUAGGGACGUGAAAACGAUAAUGGAACAGGGUAAUUGGAUUUGGCACGGCGUGCCAAGGAUUGGGGACAUGAGACGCCGAGCAGAGCGUCUGGAACAAAACGUGGCGUUCGCGGAGGCCAGUGUGCGGCACAGAAGCCUAGGAAGCGUUGUGGAUCCUUGUGGCGGGGAGGGCUGGCAGCUUGGCUCUUACAAGCUGCGAUGGGAAGGCUGAACGCAGCUGAGAGUUGGAGGCUUAGAGACCUGGAUGUGACAGAAGCAGGACAAAUGAUGCAGGAGAAGAGGGGGUGGGGAGAAGAGGCUCUCCCAAAUGAGGAUCUAAGAGUAUUAGCGCUUGCAUACCUUGGUGGGGCAGAGGAGCGCUGCUUAGGAGGAAUACAUUAAAAAUGAUGGAGCUGGAUCAUGGCAGGGCUGGAUAAUUGAUGUGUGUAUUUAUUUUACGACUGCUCAAUAGAUUUGGGUGCCGAGGAUUGUGUGGGCUGGUGUGUCUGUGUGGGGUUACUUCGCCACAGACAUCACCGCUUCUUAGUAAGGCUUGGCAGAAUUCAAUUCAAUAUUUGUAUAUAUCAUUUUGAUGAAUAUCCUCAAUUCUUUUAAAGCAUUUUUUCCUUUUUUUACAUACGUUUACAUUUUCACCAUUGUGGGAAAUUAUGGAUGGAAUAGCCAAUACUUACUUAUUGGCAGUAGAUGCUGAGAAUCAAAAAGUUAAAGCUUUAUAACCAUUAAAACACAAACUACCAACAUCCCCUCACGUGUCAAAAUAUACAAAUGGAAAAACUCUCAAAUCAAACACUGAGUUCACAAGGAGCAUUCUUUUUACGUGGCCUGUUUGUGUUUCCAGCAAUACUAAUCGAAAAUGUGUGUGUGUAUAUUGUGACAAUAACGUUUACCAACAAAAAUCUGACCCUUCCAUGCCUAUUUUUAGUUGAGGACACAAUCAAGCUAUAUUGUGACUCCGGAUUCAUACUCCAUAUUGAUUUUUAAUAAAAAAAAUCAAAUACCCCCACAACGUCCUUAUAAAAAAGGAACGCCAAGCAAGGCGCUUCUCUGACGAGCUUUCUGUUGCAGUGUAAACAGAGACUUUUCCCUGCUGUAGUUUGCCACCUGGGUGUUUCAGCCCUAAGAAUGCAAAUGAAACAGGACUCGAAACAAGAGGGAAACCGACUCCUCUGGCCCCACAGAGAGAAAUGUAGACAGUCAAGUGUGCAGAAUGCAAAGUGGAUCGUAAUUGACUUUAUAAAGGGCUGUUAGGGACUCAGCUGGAGAAAGGGAUGGGCUGGGGGUUUAUUUUUUUGGUUUUCAAGCGAAAUUGACAAGUGGCCCUAUUGGGAAGAGAGUGUUUUUUUGCCACCGUCUUCUCAACAGUAGCCAUCCAAAACUCACUUGUGACCAAGGAAGGGGGAAAGUGGUGGUUGGCUGAAGCAGAGGAUUGUUGCGUAUGGUGAAUUGCGCUGCUAGCCCAGCCUGGCUCCUGGCUUGUGAUAUCUUAGGUGGCCGGGGGAAGCCAAGACAGCUGCGGCGGAAGCAAGCAGGUUAUUUUGACCCCUGUCUGGGAUGUUACCUGGGAGCCCUCUUCAGGGAAGGCCCAGACUCAUGUCCUUCCGCCGCUGUAGUUCUGACCUCUCCCUUUAUUUCUUAAAGCGGAUGUAGCGCCGGUGCCAGGGGCUGGACUGAGAGCUCUGGAGACUGACGUCCUCUGUCCGUAGUGCAGCAUCAGCUCCAGGCGCAGCACCUGUCCCACCACGCCCCUCCCAUCCCGCUGACCUCUCACCCCUCCGGCAUGCAGCCCGGCAUCGGUGGAGCGUCUGGUCUGCUGGCUCUGUCCGGGGCCCUGGGAGCUCAGGGCCAGCUCCUCCCGAAGGACGACAGGGGACUUCACGACAGCGAGCACAGAGAGCGAGACCUGGGUCCCAGCUCCCUGGCGCUGCCCAACGGGGAGCGGGUGCGAGCCAUCUCGGAGUACCUGAGCAACAGCAAGAAGAGGAAGGCUGAGGAGAAGGACUUCGUCACGGACUACGGCAGCGAUGCGGACAAGAGUGAGGACAACCUGGUGGUGGAUGAGGACCCCUCCUCCCCGCACAGCGUCCACUCGUACUCGUCCCGCGAGAACGGGGUGGACAAGGUCCCGUUGCAGCGGAAGGAGGCUGUACCGCUCAGUCCCACCUCCUUGGCCUCAUCCAGCAGCACCUCCCCAUCCCGGAGCAAGGACCAGCCCACGGUGGAGAAAGCCGCCACUCCCGGUUUGAAGUCCAGCACCCCGACUUCCCAAGGAGACGCCACGGUGCCAGGCUCCAGUAGCAGCAGCGUCACCCAGCAGUUCCGCCCGGGGGCGGCAAAGCCCUCGGUGGAUUCGUUAGCUCUGGGCCUGAGGAACCCGCUGGCCAUGCAGAGCUCCUACCCGGCUGCCUUUGGCAUGGCGCACCCCUCCGUCAACGGCGACAUGGCCGGGGCUGGGGCCUACGCAGGGCUGCACCUGGUGUCCUCACAGCUCAACGGGGCAGCGGCGGCUGUGGGAGCCGCCGGCUACGGCCGUUCCCCUCUGGUCGGCUACGACCCGCACUGCCACAUGCGUGUCCCGGGGCUGUCGGCCGGCAUGCAGGCGGGGACCUCGGGCAAACCCGCCUACUCCUUCCACGUGAGCGCCGACGGGCAGAUGCAGCCGGUCCCCUUCCCUCCCGACGCCCUCAUCGGCACCGGCAUCCCCCGGCACGCCCGCCAGCUCCACACCCUGACCCACGGCGAGGUGGUCUGCGCCGUCACCAUCAGCAACUCCACCCGGCACGUCUACACGGGGGGCAAGGGCUGCGUGAAGGUGUGGGACGUGGGGCAGCCUGGGACCAAGACGCCCGUGGCGCAGCUGGACUGCCUGAACCGCGACAACUACAUCCGCUCCUGCAAGCUCCUCCCGGACGGGCGCAGCCUCAUCGUGGGGGGGGAGGCCAGCACCUUGUCCAUCUGGGACCUGGCCGCGCCCACCCCCCGCAUCAAGGCGGAGCUGACCUCCUCGGCGCCCGCCUGCUAUGCCCUGGCCAUCAGCCCCGACGCCAAGGUCUGCUUCUCCUGCUGCAGCGACGGCAACAUCGUGGUGUGGGACCUGCAGAACCAGACUCUGGUCAGGCAGUUCCAGGGCCACACAGACGGCGCCAGCUGCAUCGAUAUCUCCAACGAUGGCACCAAGCUGUGGACGGGGGGGCUGGAUAACACGGUGCGGUGCUGGGACCUGCGGGAGGGGCGCCAGCUGCAGCAGCACGAUUUCAGCUCCCAGAUCUUCUCGCUGGGUUACUGUCCCUCGGGGGAGUGGCUGGCCGUCGGCAUGGAGAGCAGCAACGUGGAGAUCCUGCACGUGGCCAAGCCGGACAAGUACCAGCUCCACCUCCAUGAGAGCUGUGUCCUCUCCCUCAAAUUCGCCUCCUGCGGUAAAUGGUUCGUGAGCACAGGGAAGGACAACCUGCUGAAUGCCUGGAGGACGCCCUACGGAGCCAGCAUCUUCCAGUCGAAGGAAUCCUCCUCGGUCCUGAGCUGCGACAUCUCCACCGACGACCAGUUUAUCGUGACCGGCUCGGGAGACAAGAAGGCCACGGUUUACGAGGUCAUUUACUGAAAGGUGGCUGGAUGUGGGGGAACCGGCCGGCCGGGCGUCUGUCCCAGCCCGCCACCUCUGCCCCAUGGACAAACAUCCACAGCAGUGAUUUUCCAAAGAACCCCUGGAAGGGAGUGGGGGUGUCGGCAAAGCUGGAGAGAAGAGCAAAGUGGGGGACCCUUGGAGUUCCAGCCAGCGCCCCCUUCCAGUGAGGAAAUCGCUCUCGGCCCGAAGGGACAGCGUCUGCCUAGAGCCUGGGCGCACUCAUUCUUUUGGGUUUUUAAUCUGAACACUGGGGGACUUUUUUUUUUUCUUUUUAAUGCUCCAGGCUGAGCUGGGAAGGAAGUGGCCACUCCCCCCCUGGCUGUCUGGCUUCUAGGUUGUAUUUAAUAAAAAAAAACACCCGAACAAUC